CUGGCCUGACUCCAACACCACACCUCCUGCUGCUGUGGGCAUAACCAGGAAGUCACUCCCCCUCUCUCUGUCACACAGUUUCUGAGAAAUGAAACUUAACUCUGUCUCUGUCAGUGUGAGCAGUAAAAUGGCUGAGGCCAGUAUCUCAGUGGAUCAGGACCAGUUCAGCUGUGCGAUCUGUCUGGAUCUGCUGAAGGAUCCGGUGACUAUUCCCUGUGGACACAGUUUCUGUAUGGGUUGUAUUAAGGGCUGCUGGGAUCAGAAUGAUCAUCCUGGUGUCUUUAGUUGUCCCCAGUGCAGACAGACCUUCACUCCAAGGCCUGUUCUGGGCAGAAACACCAUGCUGGCUGAAGUGGUGGAGAAACUGAAGAAGACAGGACUCCAAACUGCUCCUCCUGCUCACUGUUACGCUGGACCUGGAGACGUGGCGUGUGAUGUCUGCACUGGAAGAAAACGCAAAGCUGUCAAGUCCUGUCUGGUGUGUCUGGCCUCUUACUGUGAAACUCACCUCCAGCCUCACUAUGAAUCUCCUGCCUUUAAGAAGCACAAACUGGUCGAAGCCACUGGAAACCUGCAGGAGAAGAUCUGCUCUCAUCAUGACAAACUGCUGGAGGUUUACUGUCGUACUGAUCACCAGUGUAUCUGUCUGCUGUGUGUGAUGGAUGAACACAGAGGCCAUGAUACAGUCUCAGCUGCAGCAGGAAGGACUGAGAAACAGAAGCAGCUGGGGGCGACACGGAAUAAAUUCCAGCAGAAAAUCCAGGAGAGAGAGAAGGAGCUGCAGGAUGUGAGACAGGCUGUGCAGUCACUCAAGCGCUCUGCACAGGCAGCAGUGGAGGACAGUGAGAGGAUCUUUACUGACCUGAUCCGCUCCAUUGAGAGAAGGCGCUCUGAGGUGAAAGAGCUGAUCAGAGAUCAGGAGAAGGCUGCAGUGAGUCGGACUGAAGGACUCCUGGAGCGACUGGAGCAGGAGAUUGCUGAGCUGAGGAGGAGAGAUGCUGAGCUGGAGCAGCUUUCACACACAGAGGAUCACAUCCAUUUCCUCCAGAGCUGUCAGCCUCUCUGUGUCCCUCCUGGACCUGAAGACUUGCCCAGCAUCACUGUCAGUCCACACAUCUCUUUUGAAGCUGUGAGAAAAUCUGUCUCUGAACUAAAAGAGCAACUGGAGGAUUUCUGCAAGGUGGAACUGGUCAAAAUUUCUGAAUCAGAAAGUCCAGUGAAAGAAGUCCAUGCUGUAGAGCCCAGGACCAGAGAUGAUUUCUUACAGUAUUGCUGUCGGCUCACUCUGGACCCCAACACAGCGCAUAAACGCCUCCGUCUGUCUGAGGGGAACAGAAAGGUGACCCGUGUGGAAGAGAUCCAGUCAUAUCCUGAUCAUCCAGAGAGAUUUGAGUACUGGGCCCAAGUGCUGUGCAGAGAGGGUCUGUCUGGACGCUGUUACUGGGAGGCUGAGUGGAGUGGGGAUGGGGUUGAUAUAGCAGUGUCAUAUAAAGAGAUCAGCAGGAAAGGGCGGGGUGUUGACUGUGUUCUGGGAUUUAAUAACAAGUCCUGGAGUCUGCGCCGUAAAGCCUCCGGUUACUCUUUCUGGCACAAUAAUAAGAGCACUGAAAUCCCUGGUGCCCCCUCCUCCAGGAUAGGAGUGUACCUGGAUCACAGGGCAGGAACUCUGUCCUUCUACAGCGCCUCUGACACAAUGACCCUCCUGCACAGAGUCCAGACCACAUUCACUCAGCCCCUCUAUCCUGGGUUUAGGGCUUGGGGAGUUGGAUCCUCUGUAAAACUGUGUGAUCUGGGAUGAGAGAGAGGGAAGACUGGCUGUAAUUAGAGGUAGAGAAUAACACUGCAGUGAGAUUGUGUUCAUCUUUUGUAUUUGUGAAAGGUGUAAGGUGCGAUUUUGACUACUCUAACCACCACAUUGAAUCUUUGUCUCUUCAUUCUGGACUAUUGUAAUUCCAUUGGCAUGCACUAGUGGAGCCAUUAGUAUCACAAGCUGUAAAUGGCAGCUGGAAGGACAACACAGCAGGGCCACAGCAACCUUCAAGACAUGGGACAGCAGUCUCACAACCUCCUUAGGGGAAAGAAGAGCGUGUGCGUGCACGUUUUUUGUGAUUUCUUUUUUUUUUUUCUCUGAAGUUUUGGUUGCCAUAUUGGCCAUUCGUUUGUUCUGGAAGAUUUCUUUUGUUUUGUGUUUUUGGGUGAAUAAAAGGGGGUAAGCCAGCACCUCUUGUUGUGUUUUCUGGUCUGUUCACCACAGGAGCAGAGGCCACCCCCAGCCCUUCCUCACAGCGUACACUACAUGGCCAAAAGUAUGUGGACUCCUGACAUCCAACAUCUCAUCCAAAAUUAUGGGCAUUGAUAUGGAGUUGGGUCCACCCUUCACGGCUAUAGCAGCCUCCACUCUUCAGGGAAGGCUUUAUAAUAGACGUUAGAACACUGCUGCAGGGAUCUGCUUCCAUUCAGCCAGAAGAGCAUUAGUGAGGCUGGGCACUGAUUGGUCGAUUAGGCUUGGUUUGCUGUUGCCUUUCCAACUGAUCCAAAAGUUGCUGUACCCUUGAGCAAGGUACUUAACCUGCAUUGCUGCAGUGUAUAUUCAGCUGUAUAAAUGACUGGAUAUAUACUGGAUAUACCCAGUGUUACCCAAUAAAUGGAUGCAAUGUAACUGCUAUGUAAUAAAUAAAAAAUACGCUCUGAAUAAGAGCAUCUGCUAAAUGCUUAUAUAUAACAAAUUCCAAAUAUAUACCUUCAAGAACAAAAUUAUGUUUCUGAGGCAAUCCCAACAAUCUUCACAAUUUCAAUCUUAACUCAGAUAUUCAUGCACAUACGACAUAAGGCAUUCCUUUCCUAUAGAAAGCAAAUUGUUUACAUUAUUUUCCCCCUCCCUAACAACAUCCAAACACAGGUAUGAGUUCUUUAUUAAAUCUUUCAAUGUAACAGCAGUAUUUUCUCCCUCUUUCCCUUACCUGUUCUCAUUUCAAAUUUCACAAUUAGUUGUUUUUCUUAUUACUGCUACUAUUUUUUUUUUUUAAUUAAAAUUUAAUACAAUCCUUUUUGGUUCUUCAAUUAUGGCGAUGUUAUUUUCUUAUGGUGAGGUUCUAGUAUAAACCCCAUAAGCUUUCCAAACUCUCCAGUACUUUUGAUUCUGUAAAUUACUUUUGUGCAUUUGUUCUUUCUUUGUGCAAACUCUCCAGCACUGUUGAUUCUGUAAAUUACUUUUGUGCACUUUUGCGCAUUUGUUCUUUCUUUGUGCAAAUAAUAAAUAGAUCACAGCUUUAAAUCCUACAUGUAAAAUAUAUGUAUUUAUUUAAGAACUUCGAUGAGCUUGGAGUUUCUCGGUGGCACAAUUCAUGGUGCUUGGCCGAAGUCGCGUAGUUUCUCAAAGACAAAUACAGACUAACGUUACCCCAACAAUGUAAAUCAAGAAAUAAUGCGAGUUAGGGUUAAAACAACCUUCUCUCGUUCUCCUCCAGUUGUUCAAGAUUUUUAAGUAAAAGGGGAAUCCCCUUCCGUGCAAACUCCUGCUCCCCUGCAACCAUAAAAAGCACUGCUAGCUAACCCCUCAAUGUUAUUUUCUUCAUAGUUUCACGUUUUUUUUUUUUUGUUUUUUUUUGUUUUUUUCCAAAAACUGUCCCAGUUCCAACUGGUCAGGGUUUUGUCAAGUCAGGCAAGCCAACUGCCCAGGGACCUCCACUCGAACACGCCCCCAGCUAUAAAGCCUGCUACCGCCAGCGGUUUUAGGUCGGUCUCGGUCAGUCUGGUGGUCUUGAUAUUCAGGUUGUCCUGGUUUUGCGGCAUUGCUGGGAAGGGUGGGCGUGUCUCCUGUUCUGCUCACUUCCCCGUGCUGCGGCUUCAGGUGGGACUUCAGGUGGAGCAGGACCACAUUCCUCCACUUCAGUGAGCCUGACGAUGAGUGCAGAGGGUGUCCUCACUUGGAAGCUGUCAUGGGACAAGUAAUGACUCAUGUGGCCAACGCCUCUGGGGGACCCCUGCGAGUGUACUACAGCACUGACAAGAUGACUCUGGAGGAGAUCGAGGUCGUCUACGGGACUAAAGCUGGUGGCUCCAAGUCUGAGGGUCUGAGCUUCUCAGCGUCUGCAGAAACCAGGAUGCGAAUGAAACGCGACACCCGCAUCCGCUACAUACGCAUCCCGACCUGGGACUUCGGCAAGAUCCUGAGUGAGGGAAACAUCUAUGUCACCGUGUUCGUGGAGAACCGCUCCUAUGACGAUGAUGACUGCGGGAUGAUCUCCGAGAACUUCUUCAUCCCCAGCGACAGGUCCUUCAUCGUCGCUGCAAACCACAACAUCAAGUUCCAGAAGUAUGCAGCCAGCAUUUGGGAGGACGAGCAAGGCUACAACCACAGGAAAUAGCAUUCCGCAGGCCGUCACCAAAUGGCUUCAUUUUAAAUUUGAAGAAUGGUGUAAAUGUUUUAAAAACCUUUCGAGAAGUUAAAAAACAAAUAAAUUCAGUUUAAUU
This is a messenger RNA of Anguilla rostrata (American eel), 4473 nucleotides long. Its product is annotated as tripartite motif-containing protein 16-like. The coding region runs from base 89 to 1798 and encodes 569 amino acids. Gene Ontology annotation, molecular function: zinc ion binding; protein binding. Lineage: Eukaryota; Metazoa; Chordata; Actinopteri; Anguilliformes; Anguillidae. The transcript has 8 exons. The record is from RefSeq and is a predicted model, not a curated record.